AUGGCUUGGGCGUCGCGAUCGGUGAGGCUGCCCGACGAGGGCGGCUUGAAGGAGAGGAUCCUGGCGGGCGGUUGCGGAGUCUCUGGCGACCCCACCGGCACCGUGCUGGCGCUGUGGCACGGCACCGUCGUCAUCUGGUUCGGACCGCAGGAAGUCGGGAGUUUCUCGUACGCGUCGGCGGGCAGCACCGAAGGGCCGGAGCACACCGUGCCGCUGGAGGUCGUGGUCGCGCGGCCGCUGCCUCCGGACGCACGCGCCGUGGCCGUGCUGCUCGCGCGGGGCGCUGUCAGCCUGCUGUCGUGCCACGUCGGGCGCGGCUCGGAGUUGGCGAGGAUCGCAGACACGGGCGCGGUGGAUCUGUGGCCCCUGGGGUCGGAAGGCCUGGCCCUCGUCUGCGAGGGGGGGGCCUUGUGGCACGUCGAGCUCGGCGAGCCGGAUCCGCAGCCGCGGCCUCUAUGCAAGGCCGAGGUGGGUCUCGAAGAGAACGACGCCGUAACCGCCUCGGCAGCGAGCCGUGGCUCAUCCAGGGCAACGCGCAGGCGACUGGAGGUGGCCAGCCUGCACCAGGUCGCGUGGCAUAGCGUGCCGACCGGCGGCGACCAGGCUGAGCACAAGGUGGUGGUCGCCGUGGCAGGCAUGGCGGCCGAUGCCAGCGCGGUGGUGCAGAUCUCGCAGCUGGUGGGUACCGUAAUUGUGGACCUCGCCGAAUUGCCGAUCGAGCCGCUGGCGCCAGCCGCCACGCAGGUGAAUCCAGGCCGAGGCACCAGAGGCCCUGCAGGACGGCAGUCGUGCCAGGCCGUCUCUCUGGCGCUGCUGAGCUCCGGCGACACGCUGUGCGCGUUGCUCGCUGAGGGCAGCGUCGUCGUGUUCUCCUGCCUGGGCGAGCCGCGGCGGUGGGCCGAGGCGGCGCGGCUCUCGCCUGCGCGCGUGAGCGGCCUGAGGAUGUGUGCAGCAGCGGGGCUCGACCUGGCGCUCCUGGACGAGGAGGACGGCUCCGAGGCGGCGGAGGUCGCCAGUGCACCCCUGCUCCUGCAGGCCUGGGAGGACGACACGGUGUCGCUGAUGUUUCCAUGCGCCAGCGGCGCCGGCAUGGAGCGGCCGCGCUCGCUCGAGGCCGUCGCCCUGACGCUGCCCGGCCUGGAGCUGGCAGAGGAGCCCUACAGGCCGCUGGACGUCGGCAGCGGGGGGUGCGUCCUGGGCGUCGGCUCGGCCGGGCGGCGCCUGGUUUUCGCCGCGCAGGCCGGCGACGGCGCCAGGUCCGCCAUCGAGCUGCUCUCGCGCGCGGGUCCCGCGGCGGCGGCGUCCGGCGGCGCGGAGGGCGGGCGCGCCCACGCGAUGGGCCUGCAGUGCUACCGAGAGCUGCUCGCGGUGCGCAGCGUGCCCGAGUUCGCGGAGCGGGCGCUGAGCCUCGAGCUGAUGGCCCCGCGCGCGGGCGCGGGCGCGGACGGGGCGGCGCUUGGGUGCGAGCAGCUGAGGCGGUUGCUGGAGGUAGCGGAGGCACGACUGUCGUGGGUGCUGGAGGCGUGCGGGGCACGCGACGGCGGCGGCUGCCCAGCACUGGCGGCGCCCGCCGCAGCAGAGGGCGGUGCGGACGGCUGGGAUGACCUCGAUCUCGGCGAUGAUUUGCAGCCAGCUGCUCCUCAGCCAGAGGCCCAGGAGGGCGGCGGAGGCUGGGGAGACAUGGACCUCGACGAGGAGCUGCCAGCGGAUCUGGCAGCGGAGGUCGUGGAGGCCGCCACUGGGCCAGGACAUUCCAGGCUGUCGGCGGCGCGGGUGCAGCAUCUGCAGGCUCUGCUGAGCAAGGCCCAGCUGCAGCUGCGUCGCCUGGACGUUUACCGGCGCAUGCAAGACACGGCGACUGCUGGCACCGACAGGGCAUCCCUCUCGUGGGCCACCUUGCGAGACGUGGGGGACGACGAUGCUUCGCUGGUGCAGUUGGCCAGGCGGGUGGCGGCGGAGAAGUGCGCGCCCGCGCUGGAGGCGCUCUUCACUGCCGAGCGAGGUGCUCUGAUGCCGCGCUGGGAGGAGGUGCUGGCCGCCGUGCCCGAAACGGCACGGGCUGCGGAGCUGCGCCGGGUGCUGCCAGCGCCACCAUCUUGCCAGGCCAGCACAGUGCUCCGCGUGGCGGGCGGCGGCGCUUCCUGGUACGUGGCCAGGGCCAGGCAGAUCGUGCAGCGGACCGGCCUCUGCAGCCUGGCCCUGGACCUGCUGCGGCACGGCAUCUUCGUGAUGGUCACGGGCCAGUGGCCGCAGGCCGCGGACGACGGCGCCGUGGGCCUGCCGUGCGCUGACGCCGAGGCGGCAGGCGCCCCCACGGGGCUGCCUCGGCUCUGCGGUAUGUUCCGCCUCUGCGCCGAGUACAGCAUGUACUGCGACGCGUCGCUUGGGGAUCUGGCCAUCGACCCUGCCAGCGAGCCAGCCGCGAUUGCGCUCGAGAGGCUGCUAAGCUUCGACUCGUUCGUCCAGCUGGAGCCAGCGGCGCGCUGUGCCCUUGCGCUGCGGCGGAGCGUUGCGGCGACGGUGGUCGAAGAUGUGAAGGCAUGGGUUCAGCAGGUCUCGGUGGAGCACUGUGGGCUGGGCCCACUGAUUGCCGAUGACAGCUCCGUGCUGUGCGGUGGACUCGAAGCCACGGCGCUGGCAGCUGUGAGCGGAGAGCAAGUCGAGGAGACGGUUGCGAAGGCUUUGCUGCGCUUGCUCAGCACCAACGGCUGGGACCCGGGCACCUUCGCCAUCGUGGCCGAGGUGGUGCAGGGAUCGAGCCCGGAUAAGCCGCCUACGCAGCGCAUUUUGAAGGACGAGUUGCGGUUGCUCGAGUUCAUCUUUAACGCAGUGUACAGCGACGAUCAGCGGUGCCAUGCCAUGGACAUCUACAAUAGCGUGGACGCGAUGUUCUGCUGCAUCCCCAAGAGCGACGCCAACGUGGCAACGCAGGACAGCCAGAGGUGGGCCGAGCUGCAGCUGCUGGCCGACGAGCUCGAGGGGCACCUAAACUGCGUACAGCUGCUUCACAAGCACAGCAUCGGACUCUCGUUGAGUUUCUUGGACCUCCGCCGUGGCUGCUCCAACGAGCCCAUGGCCAUCCGCUCACUCUGGAACCUCUUUCGUGUGCUAGGCGCUCGCUACCGGCCGGCAUUGUUCUGGCGCGAUUUCUUUAAGGAUAUCGCUUACCUGGAAAAAAACGCAUUCGCCGCCGUAUCCUCGCAUGCAGUGUGCGAGAUGUUGGCGAGGUGCCUUGUAGAGCAGGAGCACUUUGAGGUCAUGACGGCGUCCACUGCAGAAUGGUUGACGCAGUCAAGUGCUGAGAGGGUCGCUGGAUCCUUGGUGGCGCUCGCACAGGAGCUGGUCAACUCGAGCCCUUCUCUGAAGCAUGCCUCGCUGGAAAAAGCGCGCCGGAUCCUGCGGUGCGUGCCCGCCGGUGUGGACCAGCAAGUCUCCGAUUGUGUGCAGAGGGAGAUGGACUUCAUCAAGGCGUGCGAGAUGCUGCACGACCUAGUGCGCCUGAAGCCGCGGCACGCUCUGCUCGACCUUGGGCGCAAGGGCAUCGCGAGCCUGGCGCAGGUCACCUCGGCCGUGUCCGCGCACGCGCAACAGGGGUUCUCCGCGGUGCGUCCGGCAGGCGCGCCAGCAAGACCGCAGGCCGGGGACGUGGCCGCGCCAGGCUGCGGAGCCGCCUUGGACGGAGCGGGCGGGGCCAGCACUGGCUUCCGGAUCGAUAGCCCACUGCAGCUGCGCCUGCAGCUGCAGCUUCCCCUGCGAGUGGUCACGGACCUGCUGGAGUUCAACCCGCCAGUGCUCUUGGAGUCCGAGGUGCUCCACACGUUCUGUGCGCUGCUGGGCCUCUCUCCCGCCACGCCCGCCUGGGCUGAGGUGAUGGCCAUGUGUGGCGCCGCGAACUUGCUGUGCGGCGUGAAGGGCGAGGCGUUCGCCGUCACCGAGAAGCUGCUGGCCAACUCCCACCCGUCGGCGUGGAAGCUGGCGCUGGCACUGACGUCGACCGAGACCUCUGGCGGCGCCGGCGCCGACCCGGACGGCGGCUCGGAUCUGCUUGCCGACGCAGCCAAGGUCUGCCCGCCAGAGGAGCUGCCGCAGCUGCUGGCGAGCUUCAGCCCGCGCCCGCCCCCAGCAGAAGUUCGGGACGCCUCCGCGGAGCAGGCCGCCCCGCUGCAGGACGGCAGCCCGGUGGAGGCCCGCGGCUAUGCUCAGGAAGGCGGCGGCGCCACGUCCUUGGGCUGCCUCGUCCAGCGGAGCCUGGGGCUGGUGCAGGCGGAGUCGUCAGAGGGGCUGGGUUGGCGGGGUCUCCCACUGGCCGCUCCGAGCUCCGAGUGGGUGGACGCUGGGGCUCAGCAGCGCUUCGGGCAGGCGCUCCUGGCAGUGGACCGCGACAUGGGCAUGGCGCUCCUGGACCAGCACGGCCGGCCACUCCCGCGCACGAGCGUGAAGGACCUCCGCGCUGGCCGGGCGGCGAGCAGCUUUGCAUCACCAGCCCCGCAGGCCGCAGCGGCGGCGGCCACAGCACCCUCGGGGUCUGGGGGGGCCUCAGGAGUCCGCUCGGCGGCGUUCGGUAGUGACGACUUCGAUUUCGACGACCUCGAGAAGCCGGGCGCGGGCUCCACGCCAGCGCCCGCCUCUGGCGGCCCUGAGCGCGCAGAGCCAGACAGAGGUGGCUUCUUGGACGUCCUGGACCGCAUGGCCAGCCCGGCCGCUCCCAAGCAGGCCGCGGGGAUUGAGCCCGCAGGCUCUGCGCAGGGUGGAUUUUCCAGCCUGCUCGACCGCAUGGCCGGCGGGGGCGCCGCUGCGCCCGAGUCCGCGCCCGACGUUCCCGCUCCAGGCGGCUUCUCGAACUUGUUCGACAGGAUGUCUGGAAGCAGCGCUCAGGCCGGGAGAGCUGAGAAACCCGGCGGCAGUGGCGGCGGUGGCUUCGCAAACCUGUUCGACCGCAUUGCUGGAGGGGCGGCGCCUGCGCCUGCCCCUGUGGACCGCGGUGGCCUCUCGGACCUGCUCGACCGCCUGGCCAGUGGGCCCGCGCAGAAAGACAGCAAGCCGGACGCGGCCACUUCGGCCGCAGGGGAGGGGGCUGAGCCGCCAGGCGGCGAUUGGGACGACUUCGACAUUGGCGAUCUCGGCGAGGCGCCUCCAGCCGCAGCCGCGCAUGAGGCCGACGCGCCGCCAGGCGGCGCGGCCGCAGCGGCGGGGCCGGCCGACGGGUGGGACGAUCUCGACGUGGGCGACCUCGGAGACCAGCCGUCCUUUGCCGACUCCCAGGAGGCAGAGCCGCCGCACUCGCGCGAGGUCCCGGCAGUGCAGGCGCGUGCAUCAGCAGGCGACCGCCGCUGA
Prorocentrum cordatum is the source of this 5334-nucleotide messenger RNA. NCBI's taxonomy places the organism in Eukaryota, Dinophyceae, Prorocentrales, Prorocentraceae. The record is from the annotation of a GenBank genome assembly.